AUGGAAGGGCAGAAGGUGGUGACCGACCCUCGGAAGAUUCUGAUCAAUGUCACAAAGACAAAGUUGAAUAAUCAAACUGGCCAAGUCAAAUUACUACACGAACACAUCACGGAGGCUCUGGCAGAAGUGUGGGAAAAUGAUGAGAUCCGGUUCAUUGGACGCAUGUCUUCGUCCGUGUUCGUGGGACCUGAACUGGCUCGCAGCCCUGAAUGGCAAGAACUAACACUGGCCUCAACGCUGAACACCUUCAUGGGUGUUCGAUCCCUUCGUGCUUGGCCAUCCUUUCUCCGUCCGUUGGUACACUGGUUUCUACCAGAACUUCGGGUAUGUCGUGAGCAGAUGCGCCGUGCACGUCUCAUUCUGCAGCCCAUUUUCGAUAAUAGGGCCAAUGAGAAAGACACGUGUAAGACUGGACAACACGCCAAACAUGAAGACACCAUCCAAUGGAUGGAGGAUGUUGCAGCAGGACGCCCUUACGAUGCCGUCGCGGCUCAAAUCGCAUUUGCCAUAAGUGCUAUGCAUACAACCUCCGACUUGCUCAAGCAAGCUCUUUUAGACAUUUGCAUGCAUCCAGAAAUAAUUCCCGCCCUGCGAGAGGAAGCAACGCAGGCAAUCAGAGAGAGUGGAUGGUCAACUGCGGGCGUUUUCAAGAUGCAACUUUUGGACAGCGCGAUAAAGGAGACGCAGCGGCUGAAGCCUGGCUCUUUGGUGAACCUCGAGCGAAAGGCUCUGAGAGACGUGGUCUUGCCAAAUGGGAUGGUCAUCCCUCGUGGAACCAACAUCGCUAUCGACUCAUCUAUGAUGUGGGAUGCUGAAAUCUAUCCAGAUCCGUUAACAUAUGAUCCAUAUCGCUUUCUUCGCCUACGCGAGUCUGGAAAUUCUGCGAUAGCUCUCGCAUCCACCAGUCCAGAGCAUAUCGCUUUUGGUAUCGGGAAGCCAAUUUGCCCUGGUAGGUUCUUCGCCAGUAAUGAGAUCAAGAUCGCUCUGGCAAAGAUCCUGCUAUCAUAUGAUGUGAGACUUGCUGGAAAGGUGAGGCCUAAGGUUCUGGAAUUGGGCUUUGAAAUGCUCAGUGACCCAGAGGCUAGACUUGAAGUCAGGAAACGGUCCUUAUCAUGA
This is a messenger RNA of Penicillium brevicompactum, 1116 nucleotides long. Its product is annotated as cytochrome P450. Bases 1 to 1116 code for a protein of 371 amino acids. Gene Ontology annotation, molecular function: monooxygenase activity; iron ion binding; oxidoreductase activity, acting on paired donors, with incorporation or reduction of molecular oxygen. The transcript has 4 exons. The record is from RefSeq and is a predicted model, not a curated record. Lineage: Eukaryota; Fungi; Ascomycota; Eurotiomycetes; Eurotiales; Aspergillaceae.